ACCACAACACCACGCUGAUUGGCUGAAUUGGCAGAAGAGGUUUCAGCUCAGUUCAAACCCCUUUCUAAGUGGCCAAUCAACUCUUAGAAAACAGAAUAAAUAAGAUAAUAGUGCGUAAGCGUCUCAUUUAUCUAAGUAGAGUUUGAAGUGUGGGGUAAACAGUCUACUGAUCUCUAUCACUUAACUCUAGUGUCAAGAGUUAGUUUUGGGCUGAUUUUAUAGGACAAAUUACAACUGAUGGAUAUUUCUUUAAGACCAACGGCCAUGAAGUAUUUUUUAAUCUGUUUUUUCUGCUCAACCAUAGGUGAAUAUACUUUUAUAUGCUUUAUUUUAAAUUCAAAAGCCUUUAUCACAAUGUAAUACUACACUUUUAUUUUGCAGUUUGCUCCUUUGGUUUGGAAGUUGUUCAGGAGAAUAAUGUAAAAAUAGCUGCAGUGGGAGAGGAUGUGAACCUUCCUUGUACAUUUUCAAGGUUUCUGCAGGCGACAAAAGCAUGGUUUAAACAAACAGCUGAUGGAAAAUCCCUACAAAUUGUGUCUUUAUAUCUAGAUCAAAUACCCAAUUGGAGUAACAACUCUGAGAAUCGUUUUAAUAUCAUGAAAGAAGACGGUUAUUUUAAUCUGACCAUUUUAAAGACAAAGCAGUCAGACUCUGCAACAUAUUACUGUGUAAUCUCAACUGCUUACAACAUUGGAAUGGGUUCAGGAACUCGAUUACUUGUCAGAGACGCAACCGCAGACAGAAACAGAACUCUUCAUCAGUCUUUGAUAGACACUGUUGAUCCAGGAGAUUCAGUGAAUUUGCAGUGCAGCAUCUUCACUGAGAGCUGUGCAGGAGAUCACAGCGUCUACUGGUUCAAGCAAAGCUCAGGAGACUCUGAAGGAUUGCUUUACACCAAAGGAGAGAGAAAUGGCCACUGUAAUAAAAGCACCAAGUCUCAAACACAGAGCUGUGUCUACAGUCUCCACAAGAACAACAUCAGUCGCUCUGAUUCUGGCAUUUACUACUGUGCUGUGGCCUCAUGUGGAGAAAUACUGUUUGGAAGAGGAACUCAACUGAAUAUUAGAGAAAGUGAUGCUGUAAAUCAAACUCUGAUUGCUCUUGGGAUUUUAAACGUCUUAUUUUUGGUGUACGCUGUUUUUGUGACCAUAAAACAAUGUAAGAAAGAUCAUCAAGGUGAAGACAUUCUGAUCAUUGCUGCCCAAAAUGACUUGAGUGCAGAAGGACUCAACAUGAACUUUUCUGAAGAACAUUCAUUUGUAAAGUACAGCAUGAUCACUCAAAAAAUGCCUACAAAACGCUUUAGGCCAUAAGAAGUUCAACUUAAGUCUAAAUGUGGCUUAGUUCAUUUUUAUGAUGUUUGCAGAAAAUAAUGUCAGAUUAAUGUCUUUUAAUAUAAUCUGAAAUGUCAUUUUGAA
Danio rerio (zebrafish) is the source of this 1418-nucleotide messenger RNA. Lineage: Eukaryota; Metazoa; Chordata; Actinopteri; Cypriniformes; Danionidae. The record is from RefSeq and is a predicted model, not a curated record.